This is a messenger RNA of Onthophagus taurus, 2024 nucleotides long. The record is from RefSeq and is a predicted model, not a curated record. Lineage: Eukaryota; Metazoa; Arthropoda; Insecta; Coleoptera; Scarabaeidae.
AUGUUUAUUCAAGUUUAGAAAUAUAAAAAAAAAGUUAUAGAAACAAUAAUAUACUACAAACACUAAUCUGUACUACUACAAAUAUGGAGUACUGCCAUAUGAACACGUAGACAUUCUUCCCAUAUCAGCUUCGUACAAAAUGUUAGCAAUAGCUAUUUUCACGUUAGCAAGCGUUUGAGUAUCAUACUUCUUCAGCUCAUUAGAUAAGUGUAAAGCAUACGUGAAGUAUGGAUCAUUCGAUGCAGUAGUAGAUGAUUCCAAAAUUUGUAAUGCUUGACUCAUCAUUUUAUCGGAGUCGGAAAUCUCUUGUUUUUUCCGUUUUCGACCUUCUUGUACAGUUGAAGUACGGAACCUAUCCUUUGACGUACUCCUCCUUUCCGUCUCUAAUUGAAACUCAGUAGUCCUCCUUUCUGUCUCAAAUUGUGACUCAUCAGUCACCCUUUCAAUUUCUAAUUGUGACGUAGUGCUUAGCCUUUCCACCUCCAGUUGUGAUGCAGUACUAACAUCUUGGGAUUUCUAAAAUGAAAAUUGUUUGUUUAGAUUAUAAAGAAAGAGGAAUUUUCAAACCACUUAGAUUUCUAUUAAGAUGCCAUCUACUACUGAAGAGUGGCUUCAAAUCGCCAAUGAAUUCGAAACGAAAUGGUCCUUUCCUCACGCAAUUGGAGCAAUUGAUGGAAAGCACAUCAUGUUACAAGCGCCAAUCCAUACAGGCACCGAAUACUACAACUACAAACAUUUUUUUAGUGUCGUAUUGUUUGCGUUAGUAGAUGCAAACUAUAAUUUCAUAUACGUGGAUGUAGGAUGCCAAGGGCGAAUAUCCGAUGGUGGCGUAUUUAAACAUACAACACUUUACCAGAAAUUAGAGAACCGAAGUUUGAAUAUUCCCAACUCAAAAGCCUUGCAAAUACCAUAUUGCGUGGAAGUGCCUUAUAUGAUAUUAGGAGACAAGGCAUUUACUUUGAAUAACUACACAAUGAAACCAUUUGAUGGAGAUCCAGGUAUUGGAACACCUGAACGAAUAUUUAAUUACCGUCAUUCUAGAGCUCGCCGAGUAGUAGAGAAUGCUUUCGGUAUAUUGAGUGCCGUAUUUCGUGUAUUAAGAAAACCAAUGCUACUACAACCGGAGACAGCAUCAAAAGUAACAUUAACUACUGUAUACCUCCACAACUUUUUACGCAAACGUUCUUCACGUGAAAUUUAUCCGCCACCCGGUAUGAUCGACACUGACAGGACUGGAGAAAUAAUUGAUGGAACAUGGAGAUCUGAUCAACCAACGACAUCAUUCUUGCCUGUUCGCAAUAUUCCACGAAGAACAUCUGAACAAGCCAAAAAUAUUCGUCGCCAUUUAGCAAAUUACUUUAUUUUAAAUUGCCCCUUCCCAUGGCAGAACAGAUGUUAAUUAAAUAAUUACUUACAUCACUUCUAACGGUGUCCAAUGUUGCAACUGGCUUAUCUUUGUCCUUUAAAAAUUGUAAAUAUUUGUAUGCAAACCAUUUUGAUUCAUACACAUCUUCACUACCUACAAACAAGAUUUGAUAUUCGUAAUAAAAACCUUAUAAAUAAUACACGUUGUGUGAAAUAAAAAAAUACCUGAUCCAGUAAUUCUACUUUUGUUUUCCCUUGACUUUUCACUUCUGUAAGAUCCCAUCAAAGACUUUAUUUUUGAUUUGAGGGCUGUAACGGGCUUCUGAAGGCUGUGACUCAUUUCCUUCCAUGCGUCCUCCCUCUUUGCUCGAUUAUGGUGUGCCUUGUUCUUUGGGUCCCAUAAAAAUGGAUAAUUUUUAUACAUUUCUAUUAACCGGAUGCUUUCCUCUUGCUCUUCGUUCAUUGCUCUUGGUUCACGUUCAAUUGGAAUUUAAAAGCGUUAUAAAAAACACGUGAUUUCCUAAAAUUUACAAGACAAAUUUAAAGUACACACGAUAUUUAAAGAAAACACCAUCAUAACCUUUCAUCCGAUUUCGACAAAAGCCAAAACGGAAUUGGUUUAUUCUGUUAAAUUAAACUCACCUUAGCACAAGAGUGUU